GCGUCCUUUCUGUCAAACAAAUUCAUACAGCUUGGUCUCGGAUGAACCCAUCUGAGGUCUCUCGACUAUCCGGCGUUCAUAACCCAAGGCGUCAACCUUUUGGAGUUUAGCGGGAUGCUGUCUGAGCCCCCGGGAAUUUCGGAACGUUACCCUUGUGGCGUUCUUCGCGGAGGUUGGCCCUCAGCUCAGGAGUUUGUCAUUAUACAAAUCAUGUUUCCAAGAAUACAGCCGCUGCAUAGGGUUGGCCGGGGUUGUUCCCGUCAGCCAGGGCCAUCAGGCAUUCGACUUGUCAUCUUGAUGCAACGUAUUCUGUGAAUGACAUGAUAUCGCAGAUACAACGCUUUUUCCUCAGAUGAUCAACACGAACCGCAACUUGUGAUGCCGCCAACGAAGCUGUGAGCGUGGGGGAGAUCGUCAGCUCCCUUUCCGACUAUCACCACCACCGUCGACCUGGAGUCGCUAGCUGUCGCCGCUGGAAGAGACAGACGUUGGAGCCACGGGUACACGCAGCCGCAAGGACGAUGCUAGACUCGGUAUUGCUCAUUUCAGUUUUAUUGCGGUGCGCAAGGCGCCCUGCCCUUCUUCCCUUCUUCACAUAUUCCCCUUCACCAUACCACAUUUUCUGUUUCUUUUCCUCUUUUAUCUUACGCAGGAUGAACUAUCUGUUCUCUAAUGUCGGCGUUGCUUGUUCUUUCUUCCUCCUCUUCUGCACUCUCGCCACUCCCGUGCAUGCCGCCCAACAGCCCAAGACAAUGGUGUUCCAGUGGAAGUUUGCCGAAGACCCUAGCACCGAGCUCCCAACAUGUCGUGACUUGGGAAUCAUCGUAAAACCAUUCAACGCCGCCUCUGGGAACGCCACGGGCGUUCCCCCGUACUACAUGUUAGGAUACGCGACAAAUGGUAUAACAAGAUCAACGCUGGUGGGAAACAGUUUGGACAACCUGAAGUGGACGGUAGAUUAUCCUGUUGGUACCGAAUUAGCUCUUAGUCUCGUCGAUUCCGAAGGUACUUCAGGAGGAAUUCCGCCCAAGACGUACACUGUCUCCCUCGGUCAGACGACUAACUGUGUCGUGGAUGACCCCAAAAAGGAUUUCACUGUCAAAGCGAAUCGUACCACGACUAUCAAUACGUGUGAACCCUGGCGCCUCACCAUCACCGGCGGCACUAAGCCGUAUAAUGUCACUUUCCUCCAACUCAACUCUCCCAACGUCACAAAUGUUACGAUGGGCGCCAGUGACGACGCGUACGUCUAUAUAAACAGGGGUAUCCCAAACCAGCGUAUGAUUGCCGCGGUGAAUGACUUCACAGGUCGUUUUGCUUUCGGUGCACCGUCCGUUAUGCCUCAAGGCUCAUCAAACCCCGACUGCAUCGGCUUAAACAGCGAGUCGGGGAGCGCGGCAGAAUUCGAUAAAGAAGAGGCGGAAGAGGCGGAUGCGCGAGCAGCGGCACGACGUAAACGCACUGCGAUCAUCGCAGGUACUGUCGUUCCUAUCUCCCUAGUAAUCAUUGCAGGGAUCGCUAUGUGGUACUUCCUCUGGUACAAACCCAGGAGCAAGAGGCCGAGGGAAAUCGAUCUCCUCGACUCGAAUGUAAAACCCUACACGGAAACAGGUUCCGGACAAGUUCUGUCGAUCAACGCCUUCCUCAAUGACGCUGCGUCCUCUCCGGGAAGUUCGCCCAAACAUCCACCGGGACUCGGCCACCCUACUAUGGAGUCCAUCGUUUGUCACUCCGCCUAUGGUGAACUCGAACACCCAUUCGACCCCUACAGUCAGUCCGAUAACACUAGCUCCACAAGCCAACGCGCGACUUCUGGUGCAUCUCGACACUCUGAAGGUCGACCAGGAUUUGCCAAUUUCCCUGUUCGUCGUCCUACCGUCAAAGCCGCGGAAGCCGGAAUAGACGCACAUCCGCCAGACAUAGCCGUGACUGAAACGGCCAGCGGGAGCCACCCCACACGGGUUCCUGGUCCUUCCGUCACUCGUACAACUUCUGUUGGGCAAACAAAUGCUGGAGAACCUGAACUCAUCAUUCAACACCGGGACGGUGGUCCUGGUCGUGUAAGGGAGUUACCACCCCCUUACGCAGAUCGAGGCACAGCAGAGCCAUAAUCGUAUAUUUAUUUGAGAUAUGCUUUUCCUACCCUUCCUUGCUCUCUGUUACAGAUUCAGUUUGAUUUUUUUCGUCCACCGUUGUAUUGCUACUUCUGCUUUCACCUACACUGGUUUUUCCCCCUUUCACCUUUCCAUCUCUUUCGUUCCUCCCUUAUCUGUUGGCCAACACGAGGGCGUGUGGGAGCCGUCAAAGAUUGUUCUGAAAGAUCAUCCAUGAACCGUCUUACCAUUAACAAGGGACUUUGAAGAGAAUACGAUGUACAGUGCUCACACAUGUACUGCUUCAUCGCUGUUGUACAUAUUCAAUUGUCAAUUCGAAAUCAUCUCACCGGAUAA
Messenger RNA from Marasmius oreades (fairy-ring Marasmius), 2450 nucleotides. RefSeq lists its product as uncharacterized. The coding region runs from base 522 to 2111 and encodes 529 amino acids. The transcript is spliced from 9 exons. The record is from RefSeq and is a predicted model, not a curated record. NCBI's taxonomy places the organism in Eukaryota, Fungi, Basidiomycota, Agaricomycetes, Agaricales, Marasmiaceae.